Molecule: messenger RNA, 1621 nt
Organism: Fomitopsis serialis
Lineage: Eukaryota; Fungi; Basidiomycota; Agaricomycetes; Polyporales; Fomitopsidaceae
Exons: 2
Coding region: 59-1327 (422 amino acids)
Molecular function (GO): protein binding
Source: RefSeq, a predicted model, not a curated record
AUCCUCUCUUCGCCUGCAACUGCCGCAUUCACCUUGGGUUAUAUGUAUAGUCUGGGACAUGUCAACCUCCACAGAUGUAGCUUAUGCUCGGCCUGCCAUCCGCACGUCCGUUAUCGAGCAUGCACCAUACGACGUCCUAACCGAGAUAUUAACCUUACUGCCUGCCACCGACAUUGUCCGUCUUCUGAGCACAUCACGUACGCUCCGCUCGUACCUCCAGGAGGAGCCGAUAUGGAGAGCUCUGUCGCGCACGUACGGCGUGACAGACGUCACGAAUUAUGGGGGACGGUCGUUCUACACCGUCUACACUAGGUUACUCCACAAAUAUGGACCUCUGCUCGGCCUAUGGGCCGGGGAGCACGCGUUCUCGGGCCACAUCGUAGAGUUCCGUCUUGACGAGGGCAACGCACAUCGCCAAGCAUGUAUCAUUGGCGAGUUCUGGAGGUUCCGGAAGCCUCAGAUGUUCCACAUGAAUAUCGACCAACCUCCGGAAUUACCGCGCUACAUACCCGCCAUCAGGAUAGGCUUCGCAGCGACGUUCAGCGACGACGACGAACCUACAAACGACGUCGCGCAGAUUACUUGCUGUGCACCAGCGAAUGGUAAUCAAAUGAACACGCACCGUGCUCACGUCCAUCAUGUGGAGCAGAGUACGAACAGUAUUUACCUGGGGGGAGACAACUUCAUGGCCUCGCUCCAGCACCCCGACUUCCCUCAGUCUACCGAGGCUUCCUGGCUGGACACGCGCCGCCCCUCGAUACCCCUCCCUACCGUGACCACAUCCACAUCAAUCCGCCGGCCUGUUGGCGCCCGAAUAAACCCGUUCUUCGGACUCGUGGCAUGGCAGUUCGUCAUGUCCAUCCACCUCGAAACCACGGACGUCACAAAGCCCAGAUCGAUUACGCUUUCAUGCGAACUCGACUGCGUAGAGCUGGAGUUCCCGACGCUGUCGAUGCGUGUCGACAACUCUGUAAUUCCACGAUAUUACCCGCUCCGCAGCGAAAUUCGACAAGGUGUCGACGGCUGCUCCGAUGACUGGAGUCCUGCGUCGCUUGUGGGACUCUGGCUGGGUUGGUACGGCCCACAUGGGACGGAAUGCCUCUUUGUUGAGUGGGACGAGGGUUCGCAGACCCUCACUGGCCUCAAGAUCACCGGAGACGAAAACGUACCGCGUGGAGUGCCAAGCUGGGAGGUCACGAUCUCUGAGCCUUGCCAGCUCACGACGGAGGAGGACCUGGUUUGCGCACAGAUCCUGGGCGCCGACCGGUCCGCGGUGUGCAGGAAGUAUCGCGGGACUGGCACGACAAGCGGGACUGGUUUUCUGUGAGAUGCAGUCUCCAUUGGACCGCUAGAUAACGCUGAUGACAGUCUUUGUUCAGACCUAGCCAACACGGUCAUCACCCUGUGCUUCUUGCGAUCACCGGCGUAAACGAGUUAGGGAUAAUCUGGCUCGAUGGAGGGUUCAUGCUUCGGAACAUGCGCUACAAAGGCCGGAGAUGAUGUUUGAUGGCGGAUGAGAGUGGUCGCGAAGUUGAAUGGAUUACGGUACGUCUACUACUGUUCAGAAAACUAUCACGCUCAGUAGCGCAGUUCAUCUAGGGUUUCACAUCUGACCAAUGUA